CCGAACUUUAAUGAUUCCACUUUCUUCCGCUCCAAGCUUACUCUGUUAAAUUAACUUCGGAGGCUAUGGAUUCAUCAUUCUCUCAUUCAGAAACUUUCUUCUGCUUUGCCCAUAUAUCUCUCAGGUUUGUUUAUGGAAUUCAAAAUGGCUCAGGCAGCUGCGGAGGUUCCUCCUAAGGGUGGAUUCAGUUUCGAUUUGUGUAGACGCAAUGAAAUGCUUUCUAACAAAGGUGUACCACCUCCUUCUUUUCGAAAAACUGGGACAACUAUUGUUGGGUUAAUAUUUCAGGAUGGUGUUAUUCUAGGGGCAGACACAAGAGCCACCGAAGGACCUAUAGUUUGUGACAAAAAUUGUGAGAAAAUUCAUUAUAUGGCACCCAAUAUUUAUUGUUGUGGAGCAGGAACUGCUGCUGAUACAAAGGCUGUAACAGACAUGGUCAGUUCGCAACUACAGCUGCAUCGAUAUCACACUGGUCGAGAAUCAAGGGUUGUCACUGCUCUUACUCUUUUGAAAUAUCACCUUUUCAACUACCAAGGUUACUUUCAAGCUGCUUUGGUGCUUGGUGGAGUUGAUGCUAAUGGUCCACAUUUGCACACUAUCUACCCUCAUGGAUCCACAGACACUUUGCCACUUGCUACAAUGGGUUCUGGUUCCCUUGCUGCGAUGGCUGUUUUCGAGUCAAAGUAUCAUGAAGGCUUGACAAAGGCUGAAGGAAUAAAUUUGGUGUGUGAAGCUAUUUGCUCUGGCAUUUUCAAUGACUUAGGAAUUGGAAGCAAUGUGGAUGUUUGCGUAAUAACUAAGGGUCACAAAGAGUACCUGAGAAACCACCAGUUGCCAAAUCCUCGCACAUAUGUCAAUUCCAAAGGAUUUUCAUUUCCCAAGAAGACUGAAGUUCUAUUGACAAGGGUUACACCAUUGGAAGAAAAGGUAGAAGUGAUUGAAGGAGGAGAUGCAAUGGAAGAAUGAGAUCUGCAAUUGAACUCCAUGUUGCAACUUGAAUGAACUUCUUUCCCACUUCAAUUGCUUCUAUAUCACUUCAUGUAGUUACGAAUCUGGGUCUAUAGUUAAUUUCAAACUCUUUUUCUAUUUUUUUUCGUUUAUUUAUUAAGCUAGACAUCAGUCGAUCUUAGGGUCCUAAUUUUCAGGACAUGCCUUAAAAUUAUUAAAAAUUAUAUCUUAGCUUGUAAAGCAUGAUUAUUCGGAGAAUUGUUUUCUUGUUUCUCAGCUUUGGAGCACCCCGUUAUUAAUGUUGAAUUAAUCAACUUGGUUAGCAUAGAA
Messenger RNA from Carya illinoinensis, 1278 nucleotides. RefSeq names its product proteasome subunit beta type-7-B-like. The coding region runs from base 133 to 966 and encodes 277 amino acids. The transcript is spliced from 9 exons. Gene Ontology annotation, molecular function: threonine-type endopeptidase activity. Gene Ontology annotation, cellular component: proteasome core complex. The record is from RefSeq and is a predicted model, not a curated record. Lineage: Eukaryota; Viridiplantae; Streptophyta; Magnoliopsida; Fagales; Juglandaceae.